UGCUAUAGCCUACAUAAAAAGGAAAACGAGAUUCCCAGAGAGAGAGAGAGAGAGAUCAGGAGAGAGAGCUCGAGAGAGAGAGCGCGCGCAAAAGAGAGAGAGGGAGAGAGGGUAUACGUGAUGAGAGAUUUGAAGACAGUCGUUUCAUUAUAGGGACGAGAGAAAAGCGCGAGGACAGAGACAAUAACAGCGUUUUAUCCUGUUCGUAUUUAACCGUGACCCUGACAUCCGACCGGGCACACAGCGAAGAACUCAAGAAGCCAAUCAAUCCACGACCGGUAGGCUACCCGAAGGCUGCUGAUACUGAGACCAGGCAGUGGAGAGAGGAAGAGAGGGAUUGUGGGAUGAGCGAAUAAUUGAGGGGUACGAGAGAGGGACGGAAUAAAAGAACGAGGAUGAAAAAGAAUGAAGCAAACGACAGAACUACGCGCUCCCCCUAAACGGUAGCUGUAGCCGCGUCCGUCGCCAACCCACCAAAACCAGCAUUUCACGGUAAAAAUAUCUCGCCCUCAGACCUCAUGACUUCCAAAACUCUGAUCCUAUUGGUCAUCCUCUGCCUGUGGGAGGGGCUUUGGGUCGGGGGUUCCGUCUCCAAGGUCGUCAGAAGAAGGCGCGUGCGAUCCCACGCGCCUGCGACAGCUGAGAUGAAGCCGGCGGUGGACCAAUGGGAUUCGAGCCUCGGCCUGAACGCGGCGCCGCCCUCUGCGGCCGACGCCCGGCUGGUCAUCCACACGGAAACGGCGCCGAUCGCCGCCGUGGCUCCUCCGCCCAAUCAGAAAGCCCCUGCGGCCGAGGACGCUAACUUUGCCCCGAAGCCGGAACGCAGGCCCGCCUCGAAUCCGGAUUCGGCCGUUCACACGGGGGCCGCGCGGGGCGGGCCCGAUCCGGAUCAGGGCGGGGCGCGGAACGGGUCCAAGGGCCUUGCCGACCCGUCCGGCAAGCGGGAGCAUGACAGCAAGGCGCCGCUCUUCCGCCGGCCCGACUUCAGCUACCGCGGCAACAGGACCAGGUUCAGAUCGCUGGUCCGAUCCAGAGUGACUCCGGAUCUGACCGUCCUCACCACCGUGGCGCAGCGAAGGGGCCGGCCCUCGGACCCGGCCCGGAGGGCGAACCUGACGGAGAACCGCGCCCUGCCCAAACCGGGCCCGAGGGAGGGCCCGGCUCCGCCGCAGAAGCAGGACCGGACGGGACCGGGCGUGGCCGGGACCGGGCGGAGCAGGAGACAGGACCCCGUCCCUUUGGGUCGCGGCCCGCCGGGGUCGGGAGUCUCGGCCGAGCCGGGGCAGGAAGGGGCGGUCACCCCGACCGCGUCCCAGUCGGGGGGCCGGGCGGCGCGUUCGGAUCCUCGCGCGGCCGCGCGCCCUGACUCUGAUCCGGAUCCGAGCGUUCACACGCGCCGCGGCUCGCCGGCCGGAGUCACUCCGGAUUCGGGAGGCGGGGCCGAGAGGCCGAGCGGGCCGAGCAGCGACGGGGACGGGCACUACAGCGCUCACGCCACGCUGACGAUGCACGGCGACGCCGGCGGCGACUGGAACACCGUCUCCAGCGGCCCGCGGACCGACCUCCUCCCGCCGCCGCCGCCGCCGCUGUCCGCCGUCACCCUGGAGCCCCGGGGCGACGGGAACCAGAGCCGCGCCCGCACGGAGGAGGAGCCGGAAUCCGGAGUCGCUCUGAAUUCCGUAGACGGCAGGGCGCAGUCCGACGCCGGUCACGUGCUCAAGCUCCGCCCACACCCCGGCCUGGACCUGGACCUGGACGUCAGCACGGAGACCGGCGAAAGGGGAGUGACGGUGGACUCGUGGCUGGGCGGCAGGGGCCUGGUGUUCGAGGAGGCGGAGGAGGGGCGGGGCCAGAGAGGGGCGGAGACCCGGUCGCGCAGCAGGCGGAGCUGGAUCUGGAACCAGUUCUUUGUGAUCGAGGAGUACAGCGGCCCUGAACCGGUGCUCAUCGGCAGGCUGCACACGGACAUGGACCGGGGCGACGGGCGCACCAAGUACGUCCUCCGCGGGGAGGGGGCGGGGUCGGUGUUCGUGAUCGACGAGAAGACCGGCAACAUCCACGUGACCAAGCCGCUGGACCGCGAGGAGAAGGACGAGUACCGGCUGAUCGCCACGGCGACGGACCGCCAGACGGACCGCGCCCUGGAGCCCUCGUCCCAGUUCGUCAUCCGGGUGCAGGACAUCAACGACAACCCGCCCGUCUUCCAGGACGGGCCCUACAGCGCCAUCGUGCCAGAGAUGGCCAACAUCGGUACAUCCAUAAUCCAGGUGACCGCCACAGACGCGGACGACCCCACCUAUGGGAACAGCGCCCGGCUGGUGUACACGCUGCUGCAGGGACAGCAGUUCUUCUCCGUCGACCCACAGACAGGUAUCUUGCGUACGGCGGUGCCGGACAUGGACAGGGAGACUCAGGAUGAGCACCUGGUGGUCCUGCAGGCCAAGGACAUGGGGGGCCACCUGGGGGGACUGUCAGGGACGACCACCGUCACCGUGCGCCUAAGCGACGUCAACGACAACCCGCCCCGCUUCAGCCAGAGCGUGUGGUCGUUCUCCGUGUCGGAGCUGGCGGUGCCGGGGGUGGAGGUGGGCCGGGUCUCGGCGUCGGACGCGGACCUGGGGGAGAACGCCGAGCUGGAGUACAGCGUCAUAGAGGGGGAGUCCGGGGACACCUUCAACAUCAGCACGUCAGGGAGGGAGGCUGUUAUCACCCUCAACAAGGCGGUGGACUACGAGAGCCGCACCUCGUACUCGUUUUCGGUGGAGGUGCUGAACCCCACGGUGGACCCGCGGUUCCUGCGGCGCGGGCCCUUUAAGGACCGGGCCUCGGUGCGGGUGGCGGUCCUGGACGCGGACGAGCCGCCCCGGUUCUCGCGGGCGCGGUACCGGCUGGACGUGAUGGAGAACUGCCCCCCCUCCUGCACGGUGGGCAGAGUGAGCGCCGUGGACCCGGACACCGGCCUGAGCAGCAACAUCCGGUUUUCCAUUGACCCGCAGUCAGACCCAGAAGCCCUGUUUCGCAUUGCGGCUGACAGUGGGCUCAUCUCCACGGCAACGGAGCUGGACCGCGAGCGUGAGCAGUGGCACAACCUGACCGUCAUCGCCACACAGAGAGACAGCCCCAGUCAGGUGUCCCGGGUGGAGGUUGCCAUAGAGACCCUGGAUGUGAAUGACAACGCCCCCGAGCUGGACAGGCAGUACACCACUGCGCUGUGCGACUCCGCUGCUGCGGGACAGGUGGUGCAGGUUGUGCGGGCGAUCGAUAAAGACAAAGGAGGAAAUGACACGGCCGUCCUGUUCAGUAUUCCGGCAGAGUCCCGGGCCGGUCGGAAUUUCACCAUCAGGGAGAGUGGGGGCCCCACUGCCAGUCUGGUUCUCCUCUCCUCCCUCUCCUCGCUCCCUCGUUCCCCCUCCUCCUCCUUGACGCUGCAGGUGCCGCUGGUUCUGAAGGACAGCCUGUCGGGCCUGAGCAGCACUGGGACGGUCACCGUGUCCGUCUGUCCCUGCCUGCGGGGCGGGGCCCGGGCCGGGGAGAGGGACGGACAGACGGACGCCGAGUGGGAGAGGGAGACCGUGUGCCUGCCGCUGCCCUCCUCCUCCCCCUCCCCCGGGCUCAGCACCGCCGCCCUGCUGGCCAUACUGGCCUGCGUCGCUACUCUGAUGGCGGUGAGCGCGCUCUCUCUCUCCCUCCGAAGACAGAAGCGAGACUCUCUGUCCCCGCUGGAGGAGGACGACGUCAGAGAGAACAUCAUCACCUACGACGACGAGGGCGGGGGGGAGGCCGACACGGCCGCCUUCGACAUGGCCGCCCUGCAGAGGGCGCCACACAGCGCGCGCCGGGGAUACCGCACGCUGGACAGCAGGAACGCUCGUCUAGCACAGCAGUCUCAGGACCAGGCAGGGGGAUACGGUUGGGUUCAGAGUGGAGCGGGAUUGGACCCGCCCUUAUAUGGCAGACUCUGCUACAGUAGCCACACCUUACCGGCACUGCGCCACACCCACAGCCCCGCCCACGGCCCCACCCAGGGGCGUGGCCUCGCUGAGCUCACCUGCAACUUCCCCACGGGCGCCCUGGACCACUCACUUGUCAUCCAGAACCAGGGGGCCGUCCUGGGUCCCGGGGCCGUCUACCUGGGGCCGGCGGAGCCACAGCAGCAGGAUGGUCCCGCGGGAUUGGACGGCGGAAAAGCCCAGGGAGGGGAUGUGAAGGACAGGGGUGGAGCCCCCACUGGUGAACCAGAACCAAGAACCCAGCAGGACCAGGAUCUGGACUGGAACCACAGCCCCCCCUUGUCCCAGUCAGACCAGCCCCCACCCCAGCCGGGCCAGGCGGAGAUGCUUCCUAAGGACACGACCCUGGUGCAAACCCGACAAGGCGGGGCCGUGGGCGGGGCCCGGGGCCCCAGCGUCUCCUCCACACUCCCAUCAGCCGGGCGACGUGCCUCGCGGACCGGCCUCUCCCCGAAGCAAGGUGGGGGCGUGGCCAGGGGCGUGGCCGCGGACUCCGGCCAGCAGGGGGAGCCGCAGAGGGACUACCCCGGCACUCUGGGGAGGGCGGGGCUGGGGGUGGGCGGCAGCUUCGGGGGGGCCAGGCCGAAUGCUGAGGGAGGGAUAUCUGUGACCGGGACCCCUGCUUGCAGGCUGUACCCGGACGGGCCCGGGCUAAUGGUGGACUGGCGGGAGAGGGCCGGGAUUGGCUACUCCCUGGGAAGGAGGGAUAUGACACCCCAGCUCCUGCCCUACCCGGGGCAGAACCGGGGCAUGUUGGGGCAGCUGGGUUACAGAGGCGGGUGGGGCCCGGGGAUGGAGGCGGGCAGGGGAGGGGCUAACUCCCUGGCCCUGAGGGUGGGCGAGUUCCUGCGACUCCGCCUGGCCCAGGUGACCUUCGACCCCACGCAGCCUCCGUACGACUCCGUGCAGAUCUACGGGCUGGAGGGGGAGGGGUCGAGGGCGGGGUCACUCAGCUCGCUGGAGAGCGAGGGAGAGAAGGAGGUGGAGAAGGAGUGGGGGAGAGGGCUGGAGGAGUGGGGGCCUCAGUUCCAGCGGCUGGCCGAGCUCUUCCGGGAGAGAGAGCGAGAGAAGGAGGGAGAGAGGGAGAAGAAGGGAGAAGACGAGAAAGAGGAAGACGAUAAAGAGAAAGAGGAAGAAAAAGAGGAGGUGAACAAGGAAGAGGAGAACAAGGCUGAGGAGGUGGGAAGUGAGAGCAAUUCAGAAAACAAGUGAAGAAGAGGGAGGGAGGGAGAGAGGGAGAGAAGAUAGGGGGUGUACAGAAGACUAGUAAGUGAUGCAAUAAUUGAAGAAAGGGAGGGAGGGAGAUGGAGUGGUGGAGUAAUGGACAAAGACACAUAAAGAUUGAGAGAAGGGCAGAAGGGAUUUAAAGCAAUAAGCACUGAAUAGCCCAGCACUGGCAGGUACACACUGAGACACAGCUCUGCAUAGCUGGAACCAGGCUAGCUCACGAUGCCCCUGUCCCACUGUAGAGCUGGAACCAGGCUGGCUCACGAUACCCCUGUCCCACUGUAGAGCUGGAACCAGGCUGGCUCAUUAUAGCCCUUACCCACUGUAGAGAUGAACUCAUUAUACCCCUUUCCCACUGUAGAGCUGGAACCAGGCUAGCUCACGAUGCCCCUGUCCCACUGUAGAGCUGGAACCAGGCUGGCUCACGAUGCCCCUGUCCCACUGUAGAGCUGGAACCAGGCUAGCUCACGAUGCCCCUGUCCCACUGUAGAGCUGGAACCAGGCUAGCUCACGAUGCCCCUGUCCCACUGUAGAGCUGGAACCAGGCUGGCUCACGAUACCCCUUUCCCACUGUAGAGCU
This is a messenger RNA of Anguilla rostrata (American eel), 5817 nucleotides long. RefSeq lists its product as uncharacterized. NCBI's taxonomy places the organism in Eukaryota, Metazoa, Chordata, Actinopteri, Anguilliformes, Anguillidae. The transcript is spliced from 14 exons. Gene Ontology annotation, cellular component: adherens junction; plasma membrane; catenin complex. Gene Ontology annotation, biological process: cell-cell adhesion mediated by cadherin; calcium-dependent cell-cell adhesion; cell-cell junction assembly. Bases 519 to 5222 code for a protein of 1567 amino acids. The record is from RefSeq and is a predicted model, not a curated record. Gene Ontology annotation, molecular function: calcium ion binding; cadherin binding.